AGCUUCCUAAAGAUUGCAAUUUCGAAUAGUCCCGCAUUUUUGGAUUAAAUUUCGACUGAGAGUCGAUUCGUGUAUCGAAUAUCAUCGAUCUAACAAGUAUUCGAUACAGAGUCUAAUACAUAUGCCGCACAUGGUUUAUUGUGGCGCAUGAAUUAAUGGUGCUUCGAAGAUAACUCUGUUAUGUUGUAAAAUUGACAAGAAAUGUUGCACAUUUUCGUGGUACAAUGACUAUGCGGCGGUUCGCUUAGUCAGAAGUGGGCACGAUCAAAUGUAGAUGCCGGUUCGUGCAACAACAUUGCUUUUGUGUCCCUUGAAACGAGGGUGUGACAGUUGAUAUGCAUUCCAAUCGAGCACAUAUUUUUUUUCCUUUCGAAAUGAAAAUGAACGUCGCGUAACUUUUACCGUCUGCUCGUUUGGCGAACCGAAACAAAUCACAUCGUUGCGAGAAAAAUAAAUUUCCAACACGACAUACACACUGUAUUUAAGAUUUGUUUAUUUUCCUUUGACUGCGUCGACUGUUCUGUUACAGUAGAGAUCGUGCGAGAUUGAAUUGGAUCACGCGACCUGCGAUCUUUUCUUGAAAAAUUCGUGCCAUAUCUUGACGUUAUGCGGUUUUGAACAGUAUAUGAAAAGAUACCAAAGUAGCGGACGCUAUUUGUAGGUUAGAAAGAUACAUGAGUGCUGUUGUCAGUAGAGGCAACGGCAAUUCGCCCAAGUAAUCUUUAAUGCAAACCCUAUGCAUUGGCUUCAAGCAACCAAUAUACGCGAAGAGAUGCCGUUAAGCCAAAUAAAUCAAAGUAAUUUCGUUAGUACCAGCGAGAGUGUGAAUCCUGGCACCGAGAUAGUAUCAACUUGUUAUACUCCUCCACCUUCGUAUCAUAACAUUAAUUUACCUCUGGGUCAUCCGUCAACUUUGACUAAUGAUUGCGGUGCACCUCCUUCCUAUGAAGAAGCCAUAGAUCCAAAUGCACCUCCUCCAUCCUAUGAUUCGUUGUUUGGUCGUAUGAGGGAAGCGCACAAAGUUUCAAAAGGAGUGUUUGACUUUUUGAAAAAUAUUAUCGUCUUACUUUUAGGCACUAUUGGAUGUACUAUUAUCUUAGGAGUAACAAUAGUAGUUCCAAUAUGUAUGAUGGUGAUUGGAGGACUUUAUCUUUAUGAUUGCCCACAAGGAGAAUAUAUUCCUGUUUAUUUGUUAGUGGGUGGUGGUUUUGGUGUUUUCAAACAGUUGUUACAUUUGUCAGCAAGGGUACGUCAACGUCAGGAAGAACGAGACGAAGAAAGAAUACGACAAUCUCCUACUCAAACGUUAAUUAAUUGUUUUAUGCUUGGCUGGUUUAUUAUAGGCUCAAUGUGGGUAUAUAAGGAAUACGAGCCAAAUUAUGAUCCAGCUCUUGGCAAAUAUUGUAACAAAACGUUGUAUUUAUUUGCCUUCUGGCUAAUUACAGCCGUUUACAUAUUCUUGGGAGUGAUAACCGCCGGCUUUUGCAGUAUUUCGGUAGCAAGCAUCGCGUUUCAAAGACCACCGCCCGAUCUAAUGUAAAUUCUCAUGAUCUCAUUUCAAAAGGAAGAAACAAAGUCGUUCAAAAAUCUAUUAUUUUGGGAACAAAGACGACAAGUGUUGCGAAAUGAAAAACUAAAAUUUUUUGUGGAUAUACAAAAAUUACGUCGUAACAGGGCACAAAAAUUCGUCCACGCUUUACGUACCUGAGAUGCUUAAAACAACAAUCUACGAACGGAUCGUUUGCACGUAAAAUACGUUCGAGUUUCGAAAAUUGAUGCUUGUAAUCAUACGUGGCAACGUUUCCUGAUUUUUCAAACGUGCUUGAUUGUGUUUCAACGUUUCCACACAAUUGAGGCUACCUUUGCUAUGAAUUGGAACAAGCGAACGUAGUAAAUGACAGAUUGAUUUCUCAAAAUUGGUAUGUACGCGAAGAGAAAUGAGAAAGGGAAAGAAGAAGCGAAAAUAGUCGAUGAGAUGCUUUAAUCAAUUCAGGGCUGUGGAUAUUUCGCAAUAAGACGCGAAUUUCUUUUUUUUUUUUUGAUAUUGUGCCAAGAAAUCGCAAUGCCGUAGAACGAAGAGUAUUUUGCUAUUGAAACGUCGGUCGCCCGCAUCGACGCUCAAUAUUCGUAACGAAAUGUUCUUCACUUGAGUAAAAUCUCAGGACGUGUCAU
This is a messenger RNA of Frieseomelitta varia, 2172 nucleotides long. RefSeq lists its product as uncharacterized. The record is from RefSeq and is a predicted model, not a curated record. NCBI's taxonomy places the organism in Eukaryota, Metazoa, Arthropoda, Insecta, Hymenoptera, Apidae. The transcript is spliced from 4 exons. The coding region runs from base 737 to 1540 and encodes 267 amino acids.